Plasmodium reichenowi is the source of this 300-nucleotide messenger RNA. RefSeq lists its product as hypothetical. The annotation marks the transcript as partial. The record is from RefSeq and is a predicted model, not a curated record. Lineage: Eukaryota; Apicomplexa; Aconoidasida; Haemosporida; Plasmodiidae. The transcript has a single exon.
AUCGUAAUAUAAAUAUUAAAAAUGAUUUGAAGAAAUUAUAUUCGUCUAAAAGUGAAAGUGGAUUUAAUGAUUAUGCAUUUUAUGCAGAGAGAUUUUUCGAAGUUAUUACUGGAUAUAAUAGUGAACCUGAUUAUUUAUCAGAUAUUGAUAAUCAGGAUAAAAAUGAAGAAAAUAAAAAUGAUAUUCAUAAUAAUAAUAUUAUUAAAAUUAGUAAAAAAAUGAAAGAAAAUAUAAUAAAUGAUAAUAAUAAGGAAAAAUGUAGUAAAGAAAAUCAAACGAAUAAAGGUAAUAAAGUUAAAA